AUGCCUCUUGAGCGAGUCGUUCCAGCAGAUGGUGCCACAAUCUGCGGAUUUUACCCUGGAGGCACCGUGGUGGGCAUGAGUCCAUAUAUUACUAACCGCUAUAAGCCGACAUGGGGUGAUGAUGCGGAUCAGUGGCGUCCCCGUCGUUGGUUGGAAGGCGAGCCAUCACAUAUCAGAAAGCUUGAAGCCAGUCUACUUAGUUUCGGGGCCGGGACACGAGGUUGUCUGGGCCAGCACGUCGCCCUUUUUGAAAUCAAGAAGUUUGUCACAGCACUCUUCAUGAACUACGAUAUUGAUCUUGUCGAGGCCCGACAGAAGUCCAAUCCGUACUUCUGGGUCGUAUACCCAGAGAGCGUACAGGCAACGGUUAGAAAACGCGAGUUCAAUAAGUAG
This is a messenger RNA of Penicillium nucicola, 393 nucleotides long. RefSeq lists its product as uncharacterized. NCBI's taxonomy places the organism in Eukaryota, Fungi, Ascomycota, Eurotiomycetes, Eurotiales, Aspergillaceae. The record is from RefSeq and is a predicted model, not a curated record. Gene Ontology annotation, molecular function: heme binding; monooxygenase activity; iron ion binding. The transcript has 3 exons. Bases 1 to 393 code for a protein of 130 amino acids.